CAAUGAAAGUCGAGGAAAAGAAUGUGCGAUGUGGGGAACUGGGAGCAAUCGCUCCCUCCCAGAUAUGCUCACCGCCGACACUGUCCCCUUUUCUCAUCGCCCAGCGACCUCGUCGUUUUAUUUUCAUGUCAAGCGGAGCAGCAUCACACACCUACCCACCGACACCCAUACAAGUCAUGAGUUUUCAGCGUUUGUAGGGAUUAACUACUAGCGAACCAAUCUUUUGUCAAACAGCAUUUCUUGACGAUAUUUUGCACUUCAUCCAUUGAUUCAGUCGUUCGAGAUGGAUUUGACUGCAUUUUUAGUCGCUAUUUUUUUUUCAGCGUGCCUACAGGCUGUGGAUGGGCUUCUCGUCCCAGCCAACAAGUUCAUCGAUCUCGCGCUCCCUUCCUACGACUACAUUGUUGUCGGUGGCGGUGUUUCCGGCCUCGUUGUAGCCAAUCGACUCACCGAGAACAAAAAUGUGACUGUUCUUGUUCUCGAGGCUGGCGAGUUAGACUCAGGCCCGGACCUCGUCACUAUCCCCGGACUUGUCGGCCACGGUUUCAUUCCGUCUCAGAACUGGAACAUCACCACCGCACCACAGGAAUCCUUAGACAACCGUACUCGGGACUACGGCCAGGGUCAUGUUGUUGGAGGUGGUAGCAUCCUCAAUGGUCUCGUCAUGACCCGCGGAGCCAGGUACGAUUAUGAUGCCUGGCGUACGCUGGGGAAUCCCGGCUGGAGUUGGCACGGAAUGCUUCGUUACUUCAAAAAGAGCGAGAACUUUACUGCCUGUGUGGCUCCAGAAGACAGUCAAAAUCUUCAUAUUCGACCACAUAUGAAAGUUCACGGCCAGAAAGGUCCCUUGCAAGUAGGCUACCCGAGAUUCUUUUAUAAUUCAUCUCGUAACUUCCUCGAGGGCAUCUCUGAGCUCGGGAUCCCGCUCCUUCCCGACAUCAAUACCGGUAUUGCAGCAGGCGCUUCGGUUGCCCCAGCUACUAUCAACGAUCGUAACCAGUCACGAGCGGACAGCCGAAGGGCGUAUCUGGACAGUGUCCUAAGUCGCCCAAACCUGCAUUUGGCGACCCAGCAGACCGUCACUCGCGUCCUCUUCGGGACUGAGGCUAUUGAUGAAGACUCCGAACGGCCUGCUAAGGGUCUCAAGAGAGCAUUUGGGGUUGAGUUCGCAACAUCGUUUGACUCCCCACGGAAGAGAAUGGCAUGCAAUAGGGAGGUGAUCCUAGCAGCGGGGGCUAUCAUUUCACCAGCGUUACUGCAAGUGUCUGGCAUAGGUCCAGCUUCCGUUCUGGAUGAACUGGGUGUACCUGUUCAGAUCGACCUGCCGGGGGUUGGCCAGAACCUCCAAGAUCACGCAAUGGUCGGCGCGUUUUACAACUACACUCGUUUUGGAAUGUUUACGGCGAACAACCUCACUGGCAGUAUUCUUGAGGAAGUUGAGAGCCAAUACUUUGCCAACCGAACAGGUCCCCUGACGCACCCACUAAUCUCAACUCUCGCGUUUGCCUCUCUCCGACAUCUCGAUACGAACUGGGAAACCCUCUUAUCGAACAUACCUAGUUCCGAACCCGAGUCUCACCUCCCUCCUGGACCAGGUCAACACCCAACGAUCCUGACAGGCUAUGCCCGUCAACAACACCUCCUUACCUCCCUCCUCGCCCGCUCAAGUGUGGGUGCGCUCGAGGUGAUGGCAGACAGCAUCGGUACUUUAACAGCAGCAGUUCAGCAUCCUUUGAGCAGAGGUUUUGUCCGGGCAUUGUCUGCCGACCUCCUCGCUAACGGCUCCGUGGCCCGAAAUAUUCUUCUCGACCCGCGCUAUUGUUCACACCCAUUCGACUGCGACAUCAUUGUGCGCGGUCUCAAGCUUAAUAAUCAGUUAGUCAAGACAAAGGCCAUGCAGCAGCUCGUCCCUCAGCCCGCGUACCCUUGGGAUGAUCUUACCAGCCAGAAUGAUACAGCUCUAUUGGAGGCAGUUCACUCCAAGCUGCAAACCGAGUUUCAUCCUGCCGGAUCAACAUCAAUGCUACCUUUGGAGUUUGGGGGAGUCGUGAGCCCGCGGUUGAUGGUGUACGGGGCAUCGAACUUGAGGGUUAUCGAUGCUGGUAUUAUACCUUUGUUACCGGCUGCUCACAUCCAGGCAGCUGUGUAUGCUAUCGCUGAAAAGGCAGCAGAUAUCAUCAAACAAGACAGCAGCACCAUGAGCGGCUCGGACCCCAACGAUAGUGAUGUAACACCGCCAUCAAACCCCUUUACGAAUGGUCCUCCAGGCCUUGGACCUGGUAUCGCGGAGGGUCCCGGAGUUGCAGGGCGCGUCAAUGAUGACCAUGGUCGUCCCUACCAGUCCUGAGAGGCAUGCAUACCACUCAACUUUUCAUGAGCUUUGCUUCAUUUGUUUUGUUGCAUUUUUUGUGCUCAUCAAUUUGUCAUUAUCAAGGACGUGUACAAUACUACACACGGGAUAAUUUGGUAGCAAAGUACAUGUUCUGAGAAUCAGAAAGAUUUCUCCCCGGG
This is a messenger RNA of Podospora bellae-mahoneyi, 2511 nucleotides long. RefSeq lists its product as uncharacterized. Gene Ontology annotation, molecular function: oxidoreductase activity, acting on CH-OH group of donors; flavin adenine dinucleotide binding. Bases 284 to 2347 code for a protein of 687 amino acids. The record is from RefSeq and is a predicted model, not a curated record. The transcript is spliced from 8 exons. NCBI's taxonomy places the organism in Eukaryota, Fungi, Ascomycota, Sordariomycetes, Sordariales, Podosporaceae. Gene Ontology annotation, biological process: secondary metabolite biosynthetic process.